AUGGGCCACAUAGAAGAAGUGUGUAAAGGUAAUUUAGGAAAUCUUGUAGAGGAACCAAUUUGUGAAGAUAUUGACGGACAACAAAGUGCAAGACUUGAUGAAUUUGAAGCAUUUACAGAUGAUUAUUCAACUUAUGUUGACUUUGAUGCUGAGUACAGUGUACCAAAUGGUGAAGACAAUCAAGUAGAAAUGGAAAUUCUAGAGGGCAUGAUAAGUGAUGAUAGUGGAGAUGCUUUCUAUAGUCAGAAUGAAGAUGGGAAUGACAUAGUUGAUGAAGAGUUGGAAGUUAUUCAAAGUGAUGAUUAUCAGUAUGCAGGAUUUUAUGAAGAUGAAAGGACAAAAAUGCUUAAGGAGUUGAGUAAGUCAACUCCAUGA
Molecule: messenger RNA, 375 nt
Organism: Lactuca saligna
Lineage: Eukaryota; Viridiplantae; Streptophyta; Magnoliopsida; Asterales; Asteraceae
Source: the annotation of a GenBank genome assembly